Messenger RNA from Diorhabda carinulata, 2620 nucleotides. RefSeq names its product fork head domain-containing protein crocodile-like. The record is from RefSeq and is a predicted model, not a curated record. Gene Ontology annotation, molecular function: DNA-binding transcription factor activity, RNA polymerase II-specific; RNA polymerase II cis-regulatory region sequence-specific DNA binding. NCBI's taxonomy places the organism in Eukaryota, Metazoa, Arthropoda, Insecta, Coleoptera, Chrysomelidae. Gene Ontology annotation, biological process: anatomical structure morphogenesis; cell differentiation; regulation of transcription by RNA polymerase II. The coding region runs from base 214 to 1296 and encodes 360 amino acids. The transcript is spliced from 2 exons.
GGCAAGAAGCAACAUACCCUGUUUUUACUUAAUCUCUGUGUAAACCACCCUAUGUUGUGUAUCAAAAUAUUAAGUGAGCUCGGGAAGAUUGAUUGGGCAUGAAAACGGAAAACGUUAAAAUAACAAAACGAGUGUUUUCCUUUUAGAAAACUUCUCGCCGACAAACUAAACUCGAGUUUUGUUUAUUUUCCCUUUCGUGUUUAUACAAUCACGAUGCAUACCAUAUUCACCGAACACCAGACGGCUUACAAUCGAUACGGCAGCGGUUACGGUACCGCAUCAGCGGCAAUCGCCGCCUCCAAUCCGUACGCGUACGAACAAUAUUCUCGGUACGGUUAUCCGUCUCCGUGGCACCAUCAACAACAUCCCCUCAGCACCGCCAAGGAUAUGGUGAAACCCCCUUACAGCUACAUCGCCCUCAUCGCCAUGGCCAUACAGAACGCCCAAGAUAAAAAGAUAACCUUGAACGGCAUUUACCAAUUUAUAAUGGAACGGUUCCCUUAUUACAGGGAAAACAAACAGGGCUGGCAGAAUUCGAUAAGGCACAAUUUGAGUUUGAACGAGUGUUUCGUCAAAGUGCCCAGGGACGAUAAGAAACCGGGCAAAGGUAGUUAUUGGACUCUGGAUCCGGAUUCUUACAAUAUGUUCGAUAACGGUUCGUAUUUGAGACGACGCCGACGGUUCAAGAAGAAAGACGCUCUGCGCGAAAAAGAAGAACAGAUUAAACGACAACAGAUGCAACCGGAUUCUCCGGUCGAUAAACGGGAAGACAACAAACCUUUGGAUGAUAUUAAAUCGGGUAAAUUGGAAUGUAAACCUAAAAGGGAACCGAAUACGGAGUUGGGGCAUUGUAUGAAUAGCAAAUACGGCGAUCCUAAAUCUGUGAUAGUUCAUCAAGAUCAUAUUAUGAACGAUGUUGCGGUUAGUCUGCAGGGUAUGGACGGCGCGGCGGCUUUUAGUGUUGACAGUUUGAUGACGAGUAGAGAUCAAGGGAUUAGUUAUACGAAUCCGGCGAGGUUACAUUCUUCGGGAGGGGUGUAUUCUUAUUGUCCGAGCGCUACCUCUCAACACCAAUAUGGUAUAGCCGACGAAGCUACCCCUCGUUACAGCCCUUGGUACAGUCCGGAAACUUCACCGGAAUCGGCGACGAGUUAUCGUGACAUCAUUUUCGAUAAUGGCGGCGCACCUUCGUGUCAAUUAGCCGGUUUUCGCCAUCCGGGCGUUACACCGAGUCCACCGAAUUACCGCACCACCGGUUAUUACCCAACGGCGGAUUGUGUGGUACAGAAAUACUGAAAAAACACGGUAUCCAUCGAUGUAAAUAUGUAAAUAUUUGAGACUGAUUUAUUGUUGAAAUAAGUACGAAACUUAUUUCACUAUUUUUGUGUGCAAUUAAACUAAUUCGCAAUAUAACUUCGUUCGCGGUAGAUAAUUUUGACACAUUCCGUAUGUAUUUUGAAUAUUUUCUCAACGUGUCUAAUACGCAUGCUUUCAUAAUUAACUAUCGGUAGGUUUAUUCUCCAUAAGUUUUGAUUAUAAAGUCAAAUACCACGUUUUUUAAAUAUAAAUACUUUUUAGAGGUUAUUUCGUGGUAAAUAUCACCAAAAGGAUGAAUGUACAUGCGCCGUGGAUACCUUGAACGUAUUCAGAACUCGUUCGGAAUUAGAAAACAUGAUUUAUUACCACCGCGAACGCAUAAUUUCAAACUGGGCAUGAUUCUGGUGAUAGAACUUGUUCAGGAUAUCUACCGCGAAUAAAGUUAAGAGUUGACGACUUAUGUAGGGUCGUUUUUAAAAAAAAAAACACAUGGAAACUUCAAUAUCUAAUAUUUAAAUUCAUUAAAAUCUUCUUCACACUGUAAUAGUAAUAAAAAUAACUCACUUAUGAAGUCCAGGCAAUUAACACUGAAGUGGACGUUAAAUCAACACGUAUACCACGCCUGUUGUAACGUACUCUUUUGGAAUCCUGAAAUGGACGUUAACAGAGGUUGACACGAACAAUGAUGUCGAAGAAUAACAACCACCACCCGAAGUUAUCCUCUAUUAGAACAAGAUUAUCUCGAAAAGAAGCUUGAUCGACCUUUUUAACUUGCACUUUCGAUAGGUAAUGAAACUACGUGUAAUUCUCCAUAGGAAAUUAGAAACCUCAACUCUACACCGGAUUAUAUCAAAGGCGGAUAAGGAUUAUUCAACCCUCAACCUCGCAUCACCAGAAUAUGACAUCGCCAUGACCUCAACCAGCUGCAUGUUGACAAAGAAGCUCCAAACUAGAGGCAAUCUCUGUCCAGAGACCGAAGGUUCGUGCUGGCCAUCCAGGAUCAAGUUAUUAACACUACAAGAAAAUUUGACAGAUGCAGAAAGUGCCAACAAACAUCGGAAACCAUUCAAUAUAUAACAUCUGGUUGUAACCAAGUGGUAAACUAGAUUCCACUACGAUAGGUCCUUAAGCACCGAUAGACAGUUGACGAAUAACAGAUCUGACAUCGUGGUGGUUGAUUUAGUCCUUCGGAUCUCGCAAUUGAUGUGGCAUAGUCCCAGUUAUUAUAUUAGCAACGUCCAGAAGGUUUAUCACGCAGUGUGCAAGAACAUCUCCAAGAACAAUCGUAGAAAGAAAAAAAUGU